Messenger RNA from Talpa occidentalis (Iberian mole), 2300 nucleotides. RefSeq names its product EPS8 like 1 (gene EPS8L1). Bases 90 to 2225 code for a protein of 711 amino acids. Gene Ontology annotation, biological process: Rho protein signal transduction; regulation of Rho protein signal transduction; positive regulation of ruffle assembly. The transcript has 20 exons. Gene Ontology annotation, cellular component: plasma membrane; vesicle; ruffle membrane. NCBI's taxonomy places the organism in Eukaryota, Metazoa, Chordata, Mammalia, Eulipotyphla, Talpidae. Gene Ontology annotation, molecular function: actin binding. The record is from RefSeq and is a predicted model, not a curated record.
CCGGGAGCAGGGAGCCUGGAGCAGGGCCUCUCACCUGAAGCCUGAGGCGGGCAGGGCAUCUUCAGGCGCAGGACACCCCACUGGGCACCAUGAGCACCACCACCACCACCACCACCACCGCCGGCCCAGAAGCCGCCCCCAAACCAAGUGCCAAGUCUAUCUAUGAGCAGAGAAAACGCUACUCCACGGUGGUGAUGGCCGACGUCUCCCAGUACCCGGUCAACCACCUGGUGACCUUCUGCCUGGGCGACGAGGACGGCGUGCACACGCUGGAGGACGCCUCGCGCAAGCUGGCCGUCAUGGACCGCCAGGGCCGCGUCUGGGCCCAGGAGAUGCUGCUGCGCGUGUCCCCCGGCCACGUCGCGCUGCUGGACCCGCUGUCCAAGGAGGAGCUGGAGUCGUACCCGCUGGGCGCCAUCGUGCGCUGCGACGCGGUCACGCCGCCCGGCCGGAGCCGCUCGCUGCUGCUGCUCGUGUGCCAGGAGCCCGAGCGCGCGCAGCCCGACGUGCACUUCUUCCAGGGCCUGCGCCUCGGGGCGGAGCUGAUCCGCGAGGACGUCCAGGGGGCCCUGCACAACCACCGCUUCGGCCGCGGGGAGCGCAGGGAGGCGGCGCUCAGGGCCACGCAGGAGGAGCUGCAGCGCCGCCCCUCGCCCGCCGCCGAGACCCCGCCGCUGCAGCGCCGGCCGUCGGUGCGCGCGGCGAUCGGCCCGGCGGACAGGGGCGCGGGCCCCGGGCGGCCGCAGGCGGCGCCCAUCCCCGAGGAGCCGCAGAAGCCCCCCGCGGAGGCCGCUGGCGGCGCCGGCCCCGCGUCCCCCGACCUGGGCCCGCGCGGCCCGGACCUGGCCAGUCUGCAGGCGGAGCGGGACGUGGACAUCCUGAACCACGUGUUCGACGACGUGGAGGACUUCGUGUCGCGGCUGCAGAAGUCGGCAGAGGCGGCCCGCGUGCUGGAGCACCGGGAGCGCGGCCGCAGGCCCCGGCGCCGCGCGUCCGGGGAGGGCCUCCUGACGCUGCGGGCCAAGCCGCCCUCCGAGGCCGAGUUCGUCGACGUGCUGCGGAAGAUCAAGUACGCCUUCAGCCUGCUGGCCCGGCUGCGCGGCAACAUCGCCAACCCCUCCUCGCCCGAGCUGCUGCACUUCCUCUUCGGCCCCCUGCAAAUGGUCGUGGACACGUCGGGCGGCCCCGCGCUGGCGAGCGGCGUGCGGCGGCCGCACCUGACGUCCGAGGCCGUGGCGCUGCUCCGCGAGCACGUCACCCCGCGGGAGAGAGCGCUCUGGACCUCGCUGGGGGACUCGUGGACGCGCCCGGGGCUGGAGCUGCCCCCCGAGGAGGGAGCCCCGUACAGCCCCGAGUUCUACAGCGGCUGGGCGCCCCCCGCCGCCGACCCGCAGGGCCGCGCCUGGGAGGACCCGGUGGAGAAGCAGCUGCAGCACGAGCGGAGGCGCCGGCAGCAAAGCGCCCCCCAGGUCGCUGUCAAUGGUCACGAUGACCCGGAGUCAGAGGCCGAGGCCCCCGCGGAGCCGGCGCCGGCCGGGAAGUGGGUCCUGUGUAACUACGACUUCCAGGCCCGCAACAGCAGCGAGCUGUCGGUCAAGCAUCGGGACGUGCUGGAGGUCCUGGAUGACAAACGCAAGUGGUGGAAGGUCCGGGACCAGCAGGGGCAGGAGGGAUACGUGCCCUAUAACAUCCUGGCACCCCACCCGGGGCCCCAGGCAGGCCGCAGCCAAAGCCCUGCCCGCAGCCUGAGCAGCACGCCCCCGCCCGCCCCCGCCCGGCCCCACUGGGACAGCUGUGACAGCCUCAACAGCUUGGAUCCCGGCGAGAAGGAGAAGUUCUGCCAGAUGCUCAGCGUCAACGAGGAGCUGCAGGCGCGCCUGGCCCAGGGCCGCUCGGGGCCCAGCAGGGCCACCCCGGGGCCGCGGGGCCCGGAGCCGCAGCUCAGCCCGCGCUCGGAGGCCUCGGAGGUCCGCGCCUGGCUGCAGGCCAAGGGCUUUAGUUCCGGCACCGUGGACGCGCUGGGCGUGCUGACCGGCGCGCAGCUCUUCUCGCUGCAGAAGGAGGAGUUUCGGACCGUGAGCCCCGAGGAGGGGGCGCGCGUCUACAGCCAGGUCACCGUGCAGCGCGCGCUGCUGGAGGACCGAGAGAAGGUGUCAGAGCUGCAGGCCGUGAUGGAGAAGCAAAAGAAGAAGGUGGAAGGCGACACGGACAUGGAGGUCAUCUGAGCCUGCCCCCCCCCAAGGCCGAAGCCCCCGCAGCGCCGCGCGAGCUCGGGUUCUGCGCCUGCCGGCACCCGUGGA